Messenger RNA from Oryzias melastigma (Indian medaka), 5707 nucleotides. It is a transcript of the gene rnf19b, whose product is annotated as ring finger protein 19B. NCBI's taxonomy places the organism in Eukaryota, Metazoa, Chordata, Actinopteri, Beloniformes, Adrianichthyidae. Bases 1196 to 3382 code for a protein of 728 amino acids. The record is from RefSeq and is a predicted model, not a curated record. Gene Ontology annotation, cellular component: ubiquitin ligase complex; cytoplasm. The transcript is spliced from 9 exons. Gene Ontology annotation, biological process: protein polyubiquitination; positive regulation of proteasomal ubiquitin-dependent protein catabolic process; ubiquitin-dependent protein catabolic process. Gene Ontology annotation, molecular function: ubiquitin protein ligase activity; ubiquitin conjugating enzyme binding; zinc ion binding.
CAAAAAACUAUUUUUAAAAAAAGGGGGAAAAAAGGUUCUGAACGCCUGAAUCAAAGUGUGACGUCAUUAAGUUCACAGCUGCUGUUGUGAAGUGAUGUGACAGCUUCAGUGUGUGCAUUUGUGUAUAUUUUGUUCAACCAUUGUAUGUAUUCUUUGACUGCUCAGUGUGUGUCACUCUAGCAUUUCUUUGUGUGCGUAUCUGCAACACAAUCACUACUAUCUACUAUAUUUUGUGUGUGUAGUUUGUUGUUGUGAAUCAGUUCAUCGGCUGGUUGUGUUUGUCUAUUUUUUUUUUUCAAGUCACAGUUGCUGUUUGCCUCCCUCAUAGUGAGCAUUGCCAUGGCAACGGCACCAGCAGCGCAGUGUGAAGUGGCUGAAGAGCUUCUUGUGCUCAGUGUGAUGCAGAGAGAGGCUGCUUUCACACAAAGACGCCAUUGGUCAGGCUGUGUGAUGAUGUCACUUGUGGUUCAGCACGUCUUAUUUUGCAGCUAGAUGUCUCUCAGAUCGACUCAUGUCGCUUGGUCUACGUGCGCGUCUGUGUGUUUUCACGCUAUUGAUGCUGAUAGGUCAUAGUUCAAAAGGAGGACUCUUGACAAAAGCUAUAAGGAGCAGAGCGGAGAUGGAGGAAGAGAAGCAGGGAGGAGGAGAGGGGAGGCUUGUGUCGAACUGAGCAUGCUCUUGAUGUUUAACUUCCUGCUCUUCUCUUCCUGACAGAGAGGGCCGUUCACAGAAGGCGGCAUUCAGCAGCGAGAAGAGGAAGAAGACGGGAGCGCCUCUGAGCACAGCUGAGGGGAAUUCAGUCCAAACUCAAGAAGGAUUUACAGCUCUGGACUUUUAUCCUUUUUUAAAACCCUCCGUUUUUUUCUGUUGGAGGACGAUUUAUUGAUUGAAACUGACUUUUACGUUUUUUUCAUAAGUUGUCUGUACUUGCCUGAGAGGUAAAAACUUUUUUUCUUUUUGCUCUGUGAACCUUUUUUUUCCCCCAACAACUUUGAAGGAAACUCAAUCAGCUAAAGGGGAAUUUUCUGGCUUGCGUCACUUUUCAUUUUCCGUUUUUGUUAUCUCUCUGCCUUUUCCUGAUUAUGUUUGGCUUCUCAUAAGAGGAAGAAGAGGAGGAGGCUGUUUCUCAAGAGCCUCGCUAAAAACGUUUUGGAUUUCGGUUAAACAAGGAAAGUGAUAAGUUUCUUCUCUGAAAAUGGGAUCUGAAAAGGACUUGGAGUCGCCUCACUCAUCUGUCAGCGGCAUCCCCAACCCUAAGUGCCAUGCGGCAGGCAAGCGCCAGCGCCGCAUCUCAUUCCACAGCCUCUUCCACAGCAAGCGGAGCUCCCGGAGCGCCAGGGCUCCAAAAGGAGCAGCGGCCACCUCUUUAACGCAACAUCACUUCACACAACAGCAAGUGCUCUCUUCUACUUUGAGUUCAGCCCCCGUCACAUCUGCUACCCCCUCCGCCACAGCAGCCACGACCAGACAGGAUGCAGCCUUUAGCACCCCUUCAAAGCCUCUCUCCUCCAGCCAGCCGUCCCUCGGUGGCGCCGCUGCUGCCGCCUUCGGGGAGUCCAACCUCCUGGAGUGUCCCCUGUGCCUGGUGCGUCAGCCCGCCGAGCAGCUGCCCGAGCUGCUGGGCUGCAGUCACCGCUCCUGCCUCUGCUGCCUGCGCCAGUACCUGCGCAUCGAAAUCACCGAGAGCCGAGUUCAGCUCAGCUGCCCCGAGUGUGCCGAGAGGCUGGCCCCGCGGCAGGUAGCGGACAUCCUGGACGACGCGGCCCUGCUGGAGAAGUAUGAGGAGUUCCUGCUGAGAAGAUGCCUUGCCUCCGACCCAGACUGUAGGUGGUGCCCCGCGCCUGACUGCGGGUUCGCCGUCAUCGCCUCGGGCUGUGCCAGCUGUCCCAGGCUGGUUUGUCGCAGAGAGGGCUGCGGCGCCGAGUUUUGCUACCACUGCAAACAGGCAUGGCACCCCAACCAGACCUGCGAUUCGGCCCGCCAGCAGAGGGCGCAGUCCCUGCACACCCACAGCAACCACUCGCCCAGCUUCACGCAGGAGCAAGGACCUGCUGAUGACAUCAAGCCCUGCCCUCGCUGUGGCGCCUACAUCAUCAAAAUGAACGACGGCAGCUGUAAUCACAUGACCUGCGCCGUCUGCGGCUGCGAGUUCUGCUGGCUCUGCAUGAAAGAGAUCUCUGACCUGCACUACCUGAGCCCUUCAGGCUGCACGUUCUGGGGGAAGAAACCGUGGAGCAGGAAGAAGAAGAUCUUGUGGCAGCUGGGGACUCUGAUCGGAGCUCCGGUCGGCAUCACUCUCAUCGCUGGCAUCGCCGUUCCCGCCAUGGUCAUCGGGAUACCGGUUUACGUCGGCCGCAAGAUCCAUGCGCACUACGAGCUGAAGAAAUCUUCUCGCCACAAGAGGAAUUUAGCCAUCACUGGGGGCGUGGCCCUGUCGAUUGUUACUGCCCCUGUCAUCGCAGCCGUAAGCGUUGGCAUCGGCGUUCCCAUCAUGCUGGCCUAUGUGUACGGAGUGGUGCCCAUCUCGCUGUGCAGAGGAGGAGGCUGCGGCGUGAGCAGGGGGAAAGGCCGGGGUGUCCGGAUCGACUUCGAUGAGGACGACGGUCCAAUCACAGUGGCGGACGCAUGGCGAGCGCUCAAGUCUCCGAGCCUCGGGGAGAGCAGCCUAGAGGGAGCUGUCAGCGGUCUGAGCACCACCACCCCCAGCGAGGGGCUCUCUGUGGCCCCGGGGACUCUGGGAGACACCCCUCACUUCAACACAUUGGCUGGUGGCGCCUUGGGAGCUCGCACUGGCAAAUACAGCAGGCUGGAAGUUCAAACAGGAGAGCUGGCUAAAGAAUCCUCCCAAAGGGAGACGGGCAGUCUGGGAGCAGGAAGUGACUCCGCCAGCACCAGGGGGAUGGCAGGAUCCAUCAUCUCCUCCUACACCCUACCUGACAGGGACGGCACAAACCUGGAGAUCCAGGUGGACAUCGAGACCAAACCCAGCCACCUUUGCCUGACCAGCGAAGAGGACCUAGCACCACAUCCAGGCUGUGCUGCCACGGCGACAGGCUCAGGAGGGGAAGAACCCCAGGAUUGCAGCUCCAGAAGGGGCGGGGCUUUGUCCGGCUCAGUUUUGGGUCUCUCCCCGGGCGCAUCAAUUAGGGAGGGGCUUAGGGACGUCACUCUAGCCCAGCCGGAGAGCAUCCGGAGCGACCUGGAAAUGUCGGACACCCAGUCUGACGACAUCGCAGAGCUGACAUCCGAUGACUGCGACUCGCCUCACCCCAAUAGUCGCCACCCAGCUGCGGGCCAGCCGGCGCAGCCCACAUCCUGCAGAGCGCCCCCCACAGACGGCCUUCACUGUCCCACAGACAGCAAUGUCGUCCUCUACGUCUGAGGAGUCACUGGGGUUUGCUCAAAACGUUCACAGCCGGUCCAUUUCUGUCUUCAACAUGUUCAUCUCAUCUGCUACUUUUGCAACCUGCAGACUCUGUCUUCACUCCAGACGGCGUUUGUUUACUCCUGUCUGUCUGUAUGUCCGUCUGUCUUACCUGCCAGUCUCCUCUCUGAGUAAAUGGUCAGGGCUCUACCUCUGAGAUUUGUAAGAUAAGGACCUAUGUUUACUUCUUGGUGCAAAAUGCCUCGACUACUUAAGCAAAAAAGAAAAAAAAAACAGAAAAGGAAAAAAAUUUACAAAACUAACUUAAAAGUUGUUGCAAAGCUGAACUGACAAAAUGAGGUGAAAUGUCACCAAGCACAGCAGAGAGAAGCAGUGUUGAAAAAUGAAUGUUUGCUGAUGAUAAAAAAAAAAUCUUUUGUGUUUUACAGUGUAUGACUGAGAGUUUUUAACUUUUUUUCCUCCCUUUUUUCUGUAUUUAUAUUUGAACAACCGAGAAAUUGUAUUGUUUAAGUCACAAGUCUGCAUCAGCCAUUGUUUGGGAUGAAAGAGCAGAGAGUUUCUGUGACACUGAUGAAAGUUUACUUAAAAAGACGGAGCUGCACUUGAAUGUAGCUUCGUUUGCGUGGAGGAAGAGGAAGAGGGGCGUCCACACAGCAGAAAUGAAUAAAUGAGAGAGUUCUGACGGCAAUGCUGAGAACUGAGAAACAGCUGAAAAAAAGCCUUUUUAUGUUUACUCCAAAAAUAUCUAGCCAAGAAGAGUGAAAGUAUGAAUAUUUUAAAUAAAAGUGACUCAAAAACAGCAGAAUCUAUGAAAUAUGGAGGCUGUAAUGUAGAAGAAUCAAGAUGUUCUUGAAAAAGUGAAAGUUUCCUCUUUUUUUUUUUUAAGGAACUUCUCUUUUGAAUUUUUUAAGGCGGUUUUGUGUAGACAAAAGUGGAAAUAGGCGAUUAAAAGUUUAAAAAUUUUUACUUAAAAAAGUAAAUCAGAAAUGCUUACAGAUUACAGAUUUCCUUUAAAGUUAGCUUUAACUCCAUUCAAAGAUGAGAAUCAGAAUUUAUAAUUUAUCUUUCCUUUAUUGGAUAAAUUACAUUAGAACAUUUUGGAUGGGAGGAAGUUUUUUUGACAUUUUAUCAGAACAAAGUGGAUAUCUUUAGAUAUUGGAACCAAAGAUAGGAACAGUUUUUGAGUGAAAACUCUCACGAGUGUCCAGUUGCUGUCAGAACCCUCCUCAUAUUUGUUUCUGUGGAGUGGUUGACCAGGUUUGUGUUUGCCAGCCGGCCACCCACCUGCCUUAUCGACCCUCGCUGACCAGCACAAAGACACACACCCGCCUGUUUUGUGGUGGUUCUGGCUUUGACGCGUUGACUGUCUGACCCAUUUCAGUAGUGUGUGUGCGUAAAUAUAUGUGUGUGUGAAAGGACAUACUUGUGUGCCCAACUUUUUUCAUUUUUUUUUUUUUUGACUGAGCACUUUUGCACUUUACCUGAAUGUAUCUUAAUUUAUCUGUUGUUGUUUUUCAUUGUGUGUUGCUGUCACUGAGUUUACUUGAGUAGCAAAAAAAAGUCUGUGGUACAACCAAACCAAUCCGCUACCAGACGGCCUUUUCUGUGGGAUGUAACUGAGGAAGAGUUUGGCUCUAAAAUAUUUUAAGUGUUGUCAAGUCCCUUUUUUUUAACUCUGAUUUUUUCUUUGUUUAAAUCAAAGCUGUGAGUGCUGACAGAAAGCAUGAUUUACUGUGUUUUUUUAAUUUAUUUUUUAAAAAUAUACUGUUGAUCAUUAUUACAGCCUCAUUUAGAGCCAAACCCUUCAAAACUCCGACACCGAUGAGCUCUUUUCAGCCAUAGCCUGACUCGUUUCUUAGCUUUGUAUCACCUCUGUGCUUCUGUUCAUCAAGGUUCCUCGCCAGGUUUUCCUUUCGAUUGACAAAGGAUCAGCUUGGGAACCUUUUUUUCAUCUCAGACUAGCUUUAUGGAUUCUGCUGCUUACGUCACUUGCUGGUGCUUUUUUUGGUCCCCACUUGUCUCUUGUUUCUGCCUGUCUGUGAAAAAAAGAAAAAAAAACACAAAUGUACCGCGGACAGAAACCCAGACUACCUGAAAAAGUCUGAUUGAGUGUUACGUUCCUUCAGGGACGCAGGUGGUUUAUUAUUAUUUUUUCUUAAUUUGAAAAGGUUUAUAGAUAGCAAUAUUUAAGUGUUAUUAUACGGUUUGUGUUUUCCUGUCACUGUUAAAGCCCCGGUUGAUGGGGUUGUACAAGCAGGACUGUGAAAAAUGACCUGUGGAGCUUUUGGUUGAAAUAAAUAAACACAGUAUAAUGUUACACCA